Messenger RNA from Trematosphaeria pertusa, 1920 nucleotides. RefSeq names its product MFS transporter-like protein. Gene Ontology annotation, biological process: transmembrane transport. The transcript is spliced from 3 exons. The coding region runs from base 66 to 1796 and encodes 576 amino acids. NCBI's taxonomy places the organism in Eukaryota, Fungi, Ascomycota, Dothideomycetes, Pleosporales, Trematosphaeriaceae. Gene Ontology annotation, molecular function: transmembrane transporter activity. The record is from RefSeq and is a predicted model, not a curated record.
ACAUCUCAUUACCCUGUACAGAAUCCUUGACGCUGCUUUGUGUGCUUUUGUUUUUUUUGGACAGCAUGGAGCGAGAAAUCGAAUUGGCGGACUUUGAUCCUACUAGCCCUACCAGCCAAACCGCGCUAACGCCGGAAAAGUCUAAUGAAGCUGUCGAGACCGAGCAAAUCGAAGAGCAACUGGAACGGCAGAUAACAGGUGCGAGCGACGGAAAACGGAGAAGUAGAUGGCGCCUUUCUGCUAUCGUGCUUGCGCUUUUUCUUUCUCUCUUCGUCGCCGCUCUCGACGCCACCAUUGUAGCAACCGCUGCCCCCACUAUCUCGGCCGAUCUGGCUUCGGCAGCCGGCUACACUUGGAUCGGCGCCGCUUAUCUCCUUGCCAAUGCGGCGGCGGGUCCUAUUUGGGCCAAACUCUCCGACAUCUGGGGGAGGAAAUUGAUCAUCCUCCUAGCCCUAGCAUGCUUCUUUGCGAGCAGCGCUGUUUGUGCUACGGCGAAGACAAUGGAGGUGCUAAUUAUCGGGAGGAGUUUUCAGGGCACCGCGGGUGGAGGGCUGAUUCUGCUGGUGCAUGUGUGUAUUAGUGAUCUGUUCAGCUUGAGGCAGCGCAGUCUUCUCAUGGGUCUCACAGAAGGCAUCUGGGCUAUCGCCGGCGGCAUCGGUCCCAUCCUAGGUGGCGUAUUCGCAUCUCUCGUUUCCUGGCGCUGGUGCUUCUACAUCAAUCUUCCCAUCAGCGGUAUCGCCGCCAUCCUCAUCCUCUUCUUCCUCGACAUCCAGCAUGAGCACACUUCUUUCCUGUCUGGCGUCCGUGCCAUCGACUGGACCGGGAUCUUCAGCUUCCUGGGCUUCACCCUCAUGGUACUGCUUGGGCUCGAUUUCGGUGGCGCCAUCUUCCCCUGGGACUCUGCCAAAGUUAUCGCGCUCCUCGUUGUAGGCGGCGUGAUGAUCUUCGUGUUCGUGUACAGCGAGGCACGGGUCGCGAAAUACCCGCUCAUACCGCUGAAUCUGUUCAGAAAGAGGACGAAUGUCGCCGCGCUGUGUGUCGCGUUCUUCCAUGGAUUCGUUUUCAUCUCGGCGGAGUACUACAUGCCUCUUUUCUUGCAAUCCGUCCUCUCCGCUACGCCUCUAAAAUCCGGCCUAUUUCUCCUUCCCUUCAUCGUCACGGGCGCGAUAGCAGGGGUAUUCGGCGGCAUAAUAAUCCACCGCACCGGGCAUUUCCGACCACUCAUGUGGAUUGGCACAUUCCUCCUCUGUACUGGCUUCGGCCUCUUUAUCGCGUUCAAUGCGCAUACGACUGUCGCGCAAGCCGUCGGCUUUCAAAUGGUCGCAGGCUUAGGAAGUGGCAUCUUGUUCGAGCCUCCACUCAUCGCCGUCCAGAGUCAGGUGAAGCAAGAGGACGUAGCGACCGCCACCUCGACACUAUCAUUCGUCCGAAACAUGGCUCUCACCAUAUCCGUCGUUAUCGGAGGCUCGAUCUUCCAGAACUCGAUGAAUGGCCGUGCUUCUUUCCUACGCGCAGCCGGCUUGCCGCAACACCUCCUGGACGAGCUCUCCGGCGAGAGUGCGAUGGCGAACGUCAUGCUACCGAGUAGACUGGACAAUCCGGUCUGGAAAUUAGCGGCAAAGAAGGCCUUUUCUUACGCAAUGCGGAAUAUGUGGAUUACGUAUACGGUGGUAGCAUUUCUGGGGGUAGUGGCGAGUAUCUUUAUCGAGAAGGCGCAUCUUGGGACCGAGCACACGGAAACUGUCACUGGACUAAAGAAGGAGAAGAAGACUACCGAGGCGGGCAAUGCUCCUUGACGUAAUUCUACCUCUGCACACGAAGAAACGAUGACGGCAGCACAUUAUUGAACGAAAAAGAUGAAGCAUAGACAAGUCAGGAAAUAUGUAGAUCAUCCAAGCAAAAGAAUUGAAAUACGUAUCU